Exophiala oligosperma is the source of this 1821-nucleotide messenger RNA. RefSeq lists its product as uncharacterized. The coding region runs from base 1 to 1821 and encodes 606 amino acids. The record is from RefSeq and is a predicted model, not a curated record. The transcript has 2 exons. Lineage: Eukaryota; Fungi; Ascomycota; Eurotiomycetes; Chaetothyriales; Herpotrichiellaceae. Gene Ontology annotation, molecular function: metal ion binding.
AUGGCGGCACUUGACAGGCUUACUCUUCCCCCUUGCUGGACUUGCGUUCCUUCGCUGGUCAACCCUGAGAGCAGUGCUACGGCUCGUCCUUGCUGUGAUGAGAGUUGCAUUGAGAAGGUAGCAUUACGAGAGUGCGCGCUGCAAUGUGGGGAAGCAGAGAAUCCGAGUUGGAGCGGCGAUAAAUGCCACACCUUGUGCGACGAGACCGUACCGCCUGGUUCAAGCUCCACACGAGUAGGAGCAUACCCUUAUGGUCAGCCUGGGUUUCCGGCCCUUCCGAAUCCAAGCCGCAAACGGAAACGCGAAGCUUGCAUCGCCCAUUCACGCAGUGUCCGCAACCGCUACAGUACAGUCCUCGCAAGAAUAGGCUGUAUCUGUAAGGAACUCGUUGCGAAGCAGCUCGAGCCUUGUUGUAAGGAGGGCCGCCCUGUCGAAAAGCGCAGCUCUGUAGAGCAGGAUGGCUGCUGCGAUAAAGAACCAGGAAAUUGUUAUGAGACAACAACGGAAAAGUCGGCUCAGAUUACUAGUUGCAGUGAUUGCUGCGACCUCGAGAACAGUUGUGUCGCAGUCAAGAACGGAUAUUCUGGUCCUCGCAGGAAUGGUAGUUGUGGAGGGAGAGGAAAGGCCUCUCGCAGCUGUGCUGAAACCUCCCCCACUAAUGAAUGCAGGGAGGGCCAUUCUGGUUCGAGUUAUGGUCCUGGGGCCUCCAAUGCUGUCUGCUCUUCAAAGGGUGACUGUUGUUCUGGUCCUGGAAGCCGCGAUCAGCUCAAUAUUCUCCCCUCGAAAAACCUCGACAUCAAACCUGCAGCGGACUUGGACCUCGAACAGAUCCCAUCGAAUCUCGAGCAUGUCAUUUUGGACGUGCAAGGACUCACAUGCACGGGUUGCGAAACGAAGUUGUUCAGAUCUUUGCACGCCAUUCCAGGUAUUUUCCAUCUUCAGACCAGUCUAGUACUUUCACAGGCCGAGUUCGACCUUAACGAAAAGGCCGGUUCCAUAGACGAAGUCAUCAAGUCCGUCGAAAAGGCCACUGGAUUUGCUUGUCAGCGGAUAAACAACGAAGGCCAAGAAGUUGAUGUUGUUGUCGACGGCGAUGCAAAGGUUUUCGUUGCCCAAAAAUAUCCUCACGGCGUCCUCCAAAUGACUGCUAUCGGGCAUCAAUUGGUGCGCAUCUCGUAUGAUGGCAGGAUCAUCGGAGCAAGAGUAUUGCUAAGGGAAUGCUUUGACAGUCCUCUGAAGCUUGGCGCUCCUCGGCGCUCCUCUGAACUGGAGAGUGGGAAACGGCAUGUUUGGAAUAUGGCCUGGAUUACGUUGCUCUCCACCAUUCUUACAAUUCCAGUACUUGUCAUGGCAUGGGCUCCCCUUCCUCAUCGACCUAUUGCCUAUGGAAGCGCCUCCCUAGCACUGGCCACGAUCGUGCAGGUUGUCGUUGCCGGACCAUUUUAUCCUAGUGCUUUGCGGGCGUUGCUGUUCACCCGAGUGAUCGAGAUAGACCUACUCAUCGUCCUCAGCACGUCCACAGCUUACAUCUUUUCGAUAGUCUUGUUCGCCUACGUAGUGGUUGGGCAACCACUAUCGAUCGAGCAAUUCUUCGAGACCAGCACGCUGUUGAUCACAUUGAUUGUCCUUGGACGACUGGUGAGUGCCUCGCGCGACAAAGGGCAGUCGAGUCCGUCUCCAUCAGGUCUCUCCAGGAAGAAACGGCUACGCUUUGUACCACUAGUGGCCUUAACGACGAACCGAUUGAUGUCCGUCUUCUCCAGUAUGGCGACUGUUUUAAGGUUCAACCAGAUUCGCGCAUUACGACAGAUGGUGUGGUAG